Spodoptera litura is the source of this 984-nucleotide messenger RNA. Its product is annotated as large ribosomal subunit protein mL62. Gene Ontology annotation, biological process: mitochondrial translational termination. Gene Ontology annotation, molecular function: peptidyl-tRNA hydrolase activity; translation release factor activity, codon nonspecific. NCBI's taxonomy places the organism in Eukaryota, Metazoa, Arthropoda, Insecta, Lepidoptera, Noctuidae. Gene Ontology annotation, cellular component: mitochondrial large ribosomal subunit. The record is from RefSeq and is a predicted model, not a curated record.
GUAUGAUUUUUGAGUUUGACAUAUUAUAGGAAAAGAGGUUAUGUUGGGUCUAAGAUUUUCGAUAUUUCAGUAAAUAAUGUAUUAAUAUUAACUUCAUAACACCAGCACUGAUUGAUAAGUGGUUACAAAGUAAACUUAAAUCAUGGCAUUUGCAUCGUUACGUUUUAAUUUCCUGCAGAAAGUGGUGCAAACCGCAUCCUACACUACCCUGCUGAAGAGGCCUAUGGCAUAUAAAAGUUCAAUUUCUUUAGAAACAUUGUACCCUAAUAGCUCCUUGAAGCUCACAACACCUGCAUUUCAGCCAGACACCAAUGAGAAGUUCUCUGGCUUUAUACCCAUCGACAAACUAGAUAUUACAUACAGCGCUAGCUCGGGACCUGGAGGACAGAAUGUCAACAAGGUGCACACCAAGGUUGAUGUGCGAUUUAAGCCGAGUGAAGCAGACUGGCUUCACCCUGACAUCAAAGCUAAAUUAAUGGAACAGUUUGCCAACAAGCUAUCGAAGGAAGGCUACCUAAUCAUCAGGUCGGACACCACCAGGUCCCAACAGUUGAACUUGGCGGACUGUAUGCAAAAGCUUCGGAAAAUUAUCCGUGAAGCAGCUGUCACGAAGAGGGAACCUGCUCCUGAAACUGUAGAGAGGAUUAGACAGAGACAUCUGAAAGCGGCGCGCAUGCGUGUUGCAGUCAAACGCGAGGAAUCCAUGAAGCGCGCCAUGCGGCAGUCGCCCACUAUAGACUUAUGAUUUUUCUAUUAAAUUGGGCAUGCACGGCCUGCAUAUGUGCUGAACUCUGGGAUACUUACAAACUAUUAAAGAAGUUUAAGUACCUGUCAACGUCAUUAUUUGAUAAACUGCUUGAUAAAAAUAUUAACUUUUACAGUCUGUCAAAUAUGAAGUUAGAACAGUAAUCUCAGAAGUUCAGUUCGGCCGUAAAGUUUGACUGUUUUAUAGUUACUUCUUAAUAUAAUAUAGUUGUUUAGUUA